CUGAGAGUCCCUUAAUCUUGUAUCUUAAAAAUGUACUCUCUGUGUUUUUAAUUUCUUAUCAAAAUGAUUAACUAAUAAAAACCAAACAAAUUAUAGUCCAGAAUAUACCUUGCUCUAAGCAAUUUCCACUGUUCCCAAGAUAAGACUGUUAUUAGUUAAUAAACAACAAUCUAACACAUACAGAAAUACUCUCGAUUCCACUCAAAAGAGCACUCCAAAGAGCGGAUGAUCAAAGUUUACAAUAAGAUUGGAAAAAGUUUCGCUUUUAAUGAAGGGGGUUCGGCACUGGGACCUCAAUUCGCGAUCAGUUCUCUCAGCGCGCGCAUUUCAGCAGUUCUAAAAAAUGGCCUCAUCGGUAAUCCCCAAAUCCGUUAAUCCAGAUCUGCAAAAGGAGCGGGAUGGAGCCAGUUUCAACAGCGAGGAGUUCGCCGCCUGGUGGGCAGGGAGCGAAAAGGAGCUAAAGUUCACCCGGGGUGUUCGCGAUUACCUUCAUAAGGAUGUUAAUCUUGAUGAGAUGCUGCAGAUCCAGAACAUGUCACACGAGGAUAUCAACGAAUUCUCCAUAAGGACGUCUAUAGAUGCGGCUAAGAAGCUACGUCGCCUGCAGGAGGAACGCAAUCCAGGGGGAGAUGAAUACUGGCCGAAUCUCUACGACAACAAGGUGAUGUGGGGUCUCACACCAGCUGGCAAUCCUUUUGGAGUGAUGUACGUGAUGCUGGUGAAGGCUCUGCAGGCCCAGUGCACUCCGGAGCAGUAUGAGGAGUUUGGAAAGCGUAUGGAGAAGUUCGAGAUUUGCGGCACAUAUGCCCAAACUGAGCUAGGUCAUGGAACUUAUCUGCGUGGUCUGGAAACUAGAGCUGAUUUCGAUCCCAAAACUGAUGAAUUUGUACUGAACACACCGAAGAUAUCUUCCUACAAGUUUUGGCCAGGAGGCUUGGGACACAGCUCCAAUCACUGUCUGAUAAUGGCCCAGUUGUACAUCAACAAUGAAUCCAAAGGACCUCAUAUGUUCUUUAUCCAAGUUCGCGAUGAAGAGACCCACGAACCUCUUCCUGGCGUCCACAUUGGCGAUAUUGGAAAGAAGAUGGGCUUCAUUGGAGUAAACAAUGGUUUCCUGGGCUUGAAGAACGUGAGGAUUCCCCGCACCCGCAUGUUGAUGCGACACGCCAAGGUCAAUGCCGAUGGCUCCUAUGUGAGCAGCCCCGCAAAUGUCCUUACCUACUUCGCCAUGGUGCGCACGCGCUGUGUGAUUGCUCAAAACAAUGCUCUGGUUCUAGCAGGAGCUGCUACCAUUGCUACGCGGUACUCCGCUGUGCGCCGUCAAAGUCCAAUUAAUCCAAAGGAACGUGAGCCACAAAUUCUGGACCAUGUCACUCAGCAGUUUAAACUCUUCCCGGAGAUAGCCACCAGCUUGGCUCAUCGGCUGGCUAGCGAUUACCUCUGGAAACUGUACGACGCUACCAUUGAUGACAUUGCUAAUGGAAAAUACGACCGGCUGCCCGAACUCCACUCCCUUUCCUGUGCCUUAAAAGUAACUUGUUCGUCGGACUCUGCUGCUGGUGUGGAACGACUGCGACUGGCUUGCGGUGGUCAUGGCUACCUGACCUCGUCCAACAUGAGCAACCUGUAUGUCGCGGCCACCGCCGCCUGCACGUACGAGGGCGAGAAUACGGUACUGCUUCUCCAGAUUGGCCGCUUCCUGAUGAAGUCUUGGCGCUCGGCACUCAGUGGAGCUCCAUUAGCGCCCACAGUUCGUUACCUGUCCGAGGUACAAAAGAAUCCAGAGUUUGGAACUUGGACAGGCACUUGGGAAAACAUGGUGAAGGCUAUGGAGUAUACAGCUGCCUAUAAGACGCGUUUGGCUUUCAAGAGCCUCUCCAAUCGUCUAUCUAGAGGCGAAAGUGAAGGAAAUGCGGCCAAUCAAACAGGAAUUGAGUUCACUCAGGCAGCAGAGCUACAUGGUCGGGCAUUUAUUUUCUCGUCGUUUACCACUGAAGUGACUGGCCCCAACUCUAAGAACCGAUCGGCGGCCUUUAAUCGAGUGCUGGAGAACCUAUUGGAACUAUACUUGGUCAAGGAGACGCUCAACCAAUUGAGCAACCUGUUAAGAUUCAUCAACCUGACCGAUACGGAUCUAACCAGGCUGCAGGAUCGCUUGGAAACAGUUCUUACUAAAUUGCGCCCCGAUGCUGUGGCCAUUGUGGAUGGCUUUGACUUCAGUGAUCUUCAGCUGAACUCCACCCUGGGAUCCUUCGAUGGAAAUGCUUAUGAGCGCAUUUUCGAUGCUGUUCUAAAGAAUCCGAUGAACCAGAAACUAGUGCCCAAGUCCUUCCAUCAAUACCUUAAACCCUUCAUGAAGUCUAACAUCUAAUUCUCGGUGCUCAGUACAAAAUAUUUAUACUUUGGUGAUGUGUUAUAUUAUUUUAAGCUGCAAUAUUUUUAUACAAAUGUUUUGUCUUUACAAUUAUACUCUUAUAUGAAUUAUUGAAA
Molecule: messenger RNA, 2490 nt
Organism: Drosophila ananassae
Lineage: Eukaryota; Metazoa; Arthropoda; Insecta; Diptera; Drosophilidae
Product: probable peroxisomal acyl-coenzyme A oxidase 1
Exons: 8
Coding region: 344-2371 (675 amino acids)
Biological process (GO): lipid homeostasis; fatty acid beta-oxidation using acyl-CoA oxidase
Cellular component (GO): peroxisome
Molecular function (GO): fatty acid binding; acyl-CoA oxidase activity; FAD binding
Source: RefSeq, a predicted model, not a curated record